Messenger RNA from Solanum lycopersicum (tomato), 1622 nucleotides. RefSeq lists its product as uncharacterized. NCBI's taxonomy places the organism in Eukaryota, Viridiplantae, Streptophyta, Magnoliopsida, Solanales, Solanaceae. The record is from RefSeq and is a predicted model, not a curated record.
CCCCCUUUUUCUCCAUCUUCAUCACUAUCUUAAAAGAACAACAAACAAGAAACACAAUGUUUUUGUAUACUAUUACUGUUUGUUAUUUUUUUUCCUUUUUCCUUGUUUACCGGUUUAUGUGGGUUUGUCUUGGUCAGAGUUUUCACAGAGAACUUUCUCACCACAAUACACUCUUUAUCUCUUCUCCAACCCCCCCACCCCCCACCCCAAACCCCCCAAUUGUGUUCUGUCUUUUCUAUUCUUUCGCAAUUACCCUUUCUUUUUUCUUUCUUAACCUAUUUGUGUUUGUAUUAUUGUUCUGUCUUCACCUUCCACACGCUUCUUUUUCUCUUACUUUUCCUUCUUUUCUUUCUUCUGCCGCCAUACCCUUUUCUUGGUUUUGUCUAUUUGCUUCAAAGAUUGGUUCUUUUUGUGAUUUAAGCAUUUGUUUGUUUGAUUUCUCUGUGAUUUGAUUCAUAUGUCUAAGAAGAUGAAAAGGGUUGCUUUAGAAUCAUCACCUUAUGUGGUGUUUGAGGAGAAUAAUGCUAGAUUGAAGCAUCAGACUCUAUUGCAGGACUAUCUGGAACUCCAUAAGGAUACUAAUGACACGAGGAACAAAUUGGAGGACAUGAAAAUGAGGAAACAAAAAUUACUUGCUGAAGUUCAUUUCUUGCGCCGAAGACACAAAUACCUAUUGCAGAUGAAGUCAUCAGGUCAUCUUGAACAGCAAGAACGAGCAGCCCUGCUGAACACAGAGUUAUACGGUAUAAAUGGGAUGAAUGAUCGAUUUCAUAGCAAAAAGGAGGUGAAGCAACACAAACUGCCCCCUCUUCCUAGGCUGAAACAGAAAGCGAGGAUUCAAGUUGCAAAGGAAGCUUCAUUACAGAGGACACCUUCGGAUAUUCUUGUGAAUCAUAAACAGGCAUUACUGAUUGGGAAAGACGCUGUUCAUCGUAGUACAGUUUCUUCAGGUUUGAAGCACCAAUCAAGAGUGUAUAGUGGUAAGGAAAUGCUGCUCCAAAACGCAGCUCCAGUGUUUGAUUUGAAUCAGAAUGACAGGUCAUUCGCUGGGAAUGGUUUUGUUUUGAGGAGUACCAUACCCGUCUUUGAUUUGAAUCAGGAAACUGAUUAUGUUGGGAAAGAUGUUGUAUUGCCUAGUCGAGUUCCAGUCAUUGAUUUGAAUGAAAUCUCGAUAGGAGAAGAGGAGCCUCAAGCAAAUUUUGAACCAUUGAACUUUGAGGAGCCAAAGAGAGGACUAAUUCAAAACAUAAAUGAUGAUCAGCACAGAGACUUAAAGUUAUCGAUAUGCAGGAAUGUGGGAGAAGGAACUUCUCAUGUUGAGAAGCGGAAAAUAUCUUGGCAAGAUCCUGUUGCUUUGAGGGUUUGAUCCAUCCUUUAAUUUUCAAUAAAUACCUCUUAAAACUUUCGAUCUAGAGCGAGUGCUAUGGUAGUUGUAGCUUAUCCAAAGAGGUCUCUACUGACCCUCGAGGAAAAAAAAGUUACCAUUAGAUGUUUUUCCCCCCCUCAAUAUGUAGGUAUGCAUUUUGCCUUUGUGUAAAGAGAACUCAGAUAUAUCUAGUGAUAAUGAUACACAUGCUAUAUUGAUUGGCAAUGUGAAAAUAUAUUCAUCAGUAGUUCUUGAA